UUCGACAAAUUUCGGUUCAGUUUCUUAUCAUUGACAAAAACGUGAUUGUAAAAUCAGUUUCUUUUGAUCAAUAUUGUUCAUUCCGAAUUUUCAGGUAAUCAAUUUUACUUCAUUUCACGGUCUUAUUUUCGAAACUGAUAUUUUACCAUGUAGUUUUGUUUGGUAACCAUGACAAUGCUACGCGUUGCAAAUAUCAGAAAUGUUGAUCUGUUUUAUAGUUCUGUGGCACAGUACUGCAAAAACGUUCAAUUCAAAGUGAUGAAAGAGUGACAUUUAUUUUAAUUGAAGUAUUAUCAACUAUAUGAAUUACUUUUUUUUUACCAAUGUUGCGUUUGAAUAUUUGAUCGAAUCGUGCUCAAAAACGAAUCAUCUGCCAAAUCCUCCUCACUAACCGUAUUGUUCAAUCACCAGGAAGCGCUGUUUGAUAAGUUACUGGUAAACAUUUGAAUGAAUUUUUCAUGAAACAAUUUCGCAAUCAGUGUUUUGAUCAUCUUCAAGCACACAUAAUCGUUUACUCCACUCAGGGGCCAGUGGACGGCACGCUAUCUAAGCCAAGGCUGCCCACGCCCAUAGGAUACUCGCUACAGGGGCUAAUCUGCCGCGCAGGUGUCUAGCGAACGGCACAAUGUGAAGAUGACCAAGCAUGUUUCGUUGGUUGUGGAAGCAGCCAGCAGACCGGUUGGCCUAGUUCAAUGCCCUCCGCUUCGGUGACUGUUAUCAGACAACUGAAAGCGGUCCUUGGUCCCCGAUUGAUGGAAAACAGAAAACCCUUCGAGCUGCGCAAAGUACUGAUCGUGUACAACGCCAUCCAGGUCGCGUUCAGCACGUGGCUCUUCUAUGAGGCUUGUAUGGCGGGCUGGCUGACACACUAUAGUCUUCGCUGCCAGCCGGUGGACUAUUCCCGAUCGCCGCAGGCAAUGCGGAUGGCAUCCGGCUGCUGGUGGUACUUCUUCUCCAAAUUCACCGAGUUCUUCGACACGCUGUUCUUCGUGAUGCGAAAACGCUACGAUCAGGUCUCGACGCUGCACGUCAUCCACCACGGCAUCAUGCCAGUUUCGGUCUGGUGGGGAGUUAAGUUUAUCCCAGGUGGACACAGUUCGUUCUUUGGAUUGCUGAAUACCUUCGUGCACAUUAUCAUGUACUCCUACUACAUGCUGGCCGCGAUGGGUCCCAAGGUGCAGAAGUAUCUCUGGUGGAAGAAGUACCUGACACUGCUGCAGAUGGUUCAAUUCGUCCUGGUCAUGGUGCAUGCCUUCCAGCUGCUGAUCUGGAACGACUGCAAGUAUCCGGCCGCGUUUGCCUACUUCAUUGGAGCGCACGCUGUCAUGUUCUACUUCCUGUUCUCCAACUUCUACAAACAGGCUUACACAAAGCGACAGACAAAGAAGCAGGACAAGGAAGACAAACUGCUGCUGGCCAACGGAAAUCUGGAAUCGGAGCCCAACAAGAACAUCGACUCGUACCAAUCCUAUCAGACGACGACGACGCCAAACGGCAAAACCAGCUUCUACCAGGCCGUGGGCAGAACCGUCGAGGAUAGCUACUCGACCACGAGGCACCGUGUCUACGUUGGGUCGGUCAACAACUGAUCAGCGAAACCAAAAUUAACACCACCACUGCUAAGAUUCCAUAAACCGAAAAGAGGCAUUUUCUUCUUUCGGCGGUAGAUAUCACGAAGCGUAUCUACUCUGUAUAGAUAGAGAGAGAGGAGAGGGUCCAUCUGCUAGCUGAAAGCUACUAACCAACCAGCCCCUUUUUCGGUUAUUCUAAUCCGUGCGAGCAACUGCGAAAGAAGUGGGCAAUCGAACGGAACGGAAAAAGUACCUAGACGAAAAAAAAACUACGUACAGAAUUUGUGAUAAUUUGUUAAUCUGUCCCACGAGCCGAGCAAAACUGCCCAAUCUGUACAAAUUUUGCCACUCGGUUGCCCUGUGUGUUAUACAGACUGUAGAAUGCUUCUUGCGCAGAAGAAAAUUCUUUUCCCUUUCUUUCUAUUUUCCAUUGACAAUAAGUAUAGGCAUUAACCCUCCCUUGUAGCAUAUAGUAAUUUAACUAGCCAUUAAGCAGAAAUGAAAACGAGAACUGUAAAUAGCUUCUAGGUGUGAAAAUUUUAGCUGAUGGUUUGCUAGAAUUUUAAUAAGACCUGACUAAGACCUGCUAGAAAGUGAAUGCGUUUAAUGUUACACAAUAAGUGGUACUCAUUGGAUGCGAUGCGAGAACUCUUUAGGUCAAGUUAAAGGAAAAAAAUUAAAUAAUGAUAUACCACAUUUACGUCCUAAAAUCAGCAACAUACAGUUUUCUCUACGCCUAGAAAUAAAUCAGCCUAAGAGUGAAAGGGUGAUGAAUGAUUUUUUUUCCCGCGUGUAUGAAUGGCUAAUGUGCAAUAAAGU
This is a messenger RNA of Wyeomyia smithii (pitcher-plant mosquito), 2390 nucleotides long. It is a transcript of the gene Elovl7, whose product is annotated as elongation of very long chain fatty acids protein 7. NCBI's taxonomy places the organism in Eukaryota, Metazoa, Arthropoda, Insecta, Diptera, Culicidae. The transcript is spliced from 7 exons. Gene Ontology annotation, molecular function: fatty acid elongase activity. The record is from RefSeq and is a predicted model, not a curated record. Gene Ontology annotation, biological process: fatty acid elongation, polyunsaturated fatty acid; fatty acid elongation, saturated fatty acid; fatty acid elongation, monounsaturated fatty acid. Gene Ontology annotation, cellular component: endoplasmic reticulum membrane. The coding region runs from base 693 to 1589 and encodes 298 amino acids.